UACUAUUUAUAACGCUAUGCAUGCACUGUGCUUUAGCUAGCAUGAAGAUCUCCAGUCUUUUUUAAGAAGCUUCAAAUGAUAACCUUCAGAGAAUGGAGCCCUCAGACGUCACAGAUACAGAAAGACAGUGAUGGGCAAAUACAGCAAACAACUCUCUGGCCUUUAACAAGGUUCACUGGACUUCUCUGAAUGCGAUAAGCUGCUAUGAUUUGUGUCACAGCUAUAGUGGUUUUCAGUCUAGUUUGCUGUGGCCUUUUGUCAGACUUCCAGUUCUGGGUUAAAGCAGAUGUCCAAUGUUCACUUCUUAAGGAAAGUCCCCACAAAGGAGAAGUUGUCUUGCAAGAGACUAAAGAAUUUUUUAUGACUGAAAGUAACCAGACAUGGAUAAACAUCUUUUCUGGGGACACCCUGAUUCUUCACAUAAGUAGAGAUCUGCAUUACAUCAAAGAUGUUGCAUGGAAGAAGGAAAGAGCGGUAUUUGCAAAGUUUAAAGAUCAUACAAUAAUUGUCCCAUCUAAUAGCAAGGCACAGAUGUUUCAGAAUGGAAGUGUGAGACUUGAUAGGAUUUCAAGAAAAGACUCAGGAAAUUACAUUGUAGAAGUAUUCAAUGAGGAUGGAAGAAAUGUAUUGAAAGCCUCACUCUACUUAGUUGUAUUUGAAAGCAUACACUUUCUUAACGUCAGAAAUAAAUCGCAUCUAUAGAGUGGAAGAAGGGAGACGUGCUGCUCGGUCAGCGAAAUGUGACUCAUUAUGUAAGCUGUUACAACAGAAUGGAGAUUUUCCAGAAUGGCACUCUGUGGCUUAAAAUGACUGAAGAGGUGGAUGAGGGAAUGUACACUGUGAAUGUCCAUGAAGAGAAUGGAAAAAUUAUUUAUUGGGAGCGCAUGAAGGUAUUCGUGACAGGUUUUGUAUUCACAGUUCCUCAGCCCCAAGUGACAAAGUUUCAUGAGCAUGAUGACAUCUCUCAAGACCCUAAAGCAUUUUUUAUGACAGAAAAUAACCAGAUGCACAUGAGUGUCUUCAGUGGGGAUUCUGUGAUUCUCCACAUCAGCAGAGACUUAGGAAAAAUUAAUGAUAUCAUAUGGAAGAAAGAGAAACAAACACUGAUAAAGUUGAAAAAUCAGAUGGUAGCUGUGUCAACCAACAGUAAUGCAGAGAUGUUUCUAAAUGGAAGCUUAAGACUUGGAAAGAUGUCAGUGAAUGAUUCUGGAAUGUAUACAGUGGACGUGUUUGAUGAGAAUGGAAGAAAUGUGCUGAAAAACUCUGUUUUCUUAGUCGUAUUUGACAAUACUCAACUGGCAUUUUUGGGAGCUCCUGUAUUCCUCUAUCCUCAAAACAUAACUUUGGGAACGGCAUCUAUAGAGUGGAAGAAGGGAGACGUGCUACUUGGUCAGUGGAAUGUGACACACCACGUAAGCUGCUUUGAUAGAAUUGAAAUUUUCCAAAAUGGUACUUUGAAGAUCAAAAGGACUGAAGAGGUAGAUGAAGGAAUUUACAGGAUGGAUAUGUUUGACAAGGAUGGAAGUAAGAUUUGCUCAGAGCUCAUCAAGCUAAAUGUGACAGAUUCAAAUACCAUCCUCAGAAUUUCUUCCUCAGAUGUAAUCUAUGGAAUAUUCCGUCAUGUGGUUGCAGUCAUUCUUCUUCUUCUUAUCAUUCUGGGUCUUUUUUAUUGGAAAGGGAUUGGAACACUACUCCUUGAACUUCAGAAAAGGCUGAGUAAAAGUUCCCAUGAUGAAGAGAAGACACCACAAAAAUGGAAUCAGUUUGACUUAAAAAAAAUCAGACAACCAAAGCAAGGCAAAGCCCAAGUCAAAGUCCAGCAGGACUUCUAUACAUAAGUCAACCACCCACUGGAGAACAUUGCACCAUGUCAAUGAACCUCACAGAAGGACUGAAUUCAGAGGAAUGUACAGUAUACAUUUCAUAGUAUAAACUUAACAAAUUAUCGUUAAUCAUGAGUUUGAUGUCGUAUUUCAGUUUAGUAAAUGGUAUUGAACAAGUACACGCUUUCUAAUGAAAACCAUUACUGUGUGUCAGUUAUUUAAGGAUCAAGUAUCAUGCUGUGACAACAUUUAAAUCAGUCGAUUCUUUAAACUAAACAACCAGUUCAGGACCAAACCCUGGACAUCAGAGUCUGAGGCAAAGCCUCAGACGUUGCGCCAAGAUGGUUGGUUCUCAUACUAGACACGGUGUACUCUAUAACAUACCCAUUAUCUGCAUGGCAGAUAUUUGGUAGGUAACCACCCAAAUAAUCAGAUUGCAAUUCAGAUAUAUAUAUAUGUAUAUUGUUGGGAACAGCCCAGACACAGACAGGCAGACAUCGAUGUCCAGGCCUUCCAACAAUGCCUCUCUUCCUGACCGCCUCCACUCCUCUCCUCCAGGCUUCAUCCUCUUCCACCCGACUCCAGCUGACGAAUGGAGGGAUGU
This is a messenger RNA of Polypterus senegalus (gray bichir), 2427 nucleotides long. Its product is annotated as T-cell surface antigen CD2. The record is from RefSeq and is a predicted model, not a curated record. The transcript has 10 exons. NCBI's taxonomy places the organism in Eukaryota, Metazoa, Chordata, Cladistia, Polypteriformes, Polypteridae. Bases 771 to 1838 code for a protein of 355 amino acids.